GCUUAAAUGACUGUUAGAGUUACUGUUUAUGGUGUUUUAAAUGAUAAGCCCUUAACUUGCUUUGUUUCACUGAUGUGAGGGAAGUGUUUGAGAUCCUGGUCAACACCGUGAAGGACUCCAAAGCUGAAAACCACUUCCUGUCCUUGAUGCAGCACCUGUUGUUGAUCCGUAAUGACUAUUUGGCCAGGCCUCAGUACUACAAGGUGAUAGACGAAUGUAUCGCUCAGAUCGUGCUUCACAGAAAUGGAGCGGACCCUGACUUCAAGUGUCGUAAUCUCAGCCUCAACGUUGAAGGCUUGAUAGAUAACAUGGUGGACCAGACCAAGGUGGAAACCAGUGAAGCUAAGGCUGCUGAGCUGGAGAAGAAGCUUGAUGCAGAGUUGACGUCACGCCACGAGUUACAGGUGGAGCUUAAGAAACUGGAGGGUGACUAUGAGCAGAAGCUACGGGACCUGGGCCAAGAGAAGGAACAGCUGGCUUCUUCUAAGCAGGAGCAAGAAAUGGAAAACCAGGGACUCCAACAACAGCUCAGCACUCUAAAACAGCAGGUACACACAGACACAUAUGCACACCCACCUGUUACUGUGAGCUGUUAUGCCCCAAUAAAUUAUUUUUCAAAUAAGUCAAACACUAAUGUGUUUACCAUUCUUACUGUCAAGUGUUGAGCCUUAAUGUGACAA
This is a messenger RNA of Solea senegalensis (Senegalese sole), 680 nucleotides long. RefSeq names its product protein diaphanous homolog 1-like. The coding region runs from base 147 to 665 and encodes 172 amino acids. Gene Ontology annotation, biological process: actin filament polymerization. The record is from RefSeq and is a predicted model, not a curated record. Lineage: Eukaryota; Metazoa; Chordata; Actinopteri; Pleuronectiformes; Soleidae. The transcript is spliced from 4 exons. Gene Ontology annotation, cellular component: actin filament; cytoplasm. Gene Ontology annotation, molecular function: actin binding; microtubule binding.